Molecule: messenger RNA, 879 nt
Organism: Zasmidium cellare ATCC 36951
Lineage: Eukaryota; Fungi; Ascomycota; Dothideomycetes; Mycosphaerellales; Mycosphaerellaceae
Exons: 1
Coding region: 1-879 (292 amino acids)
Source: RefSeq, a predicted model, not a curated record
AUGACUGCUCCCCUUCGAGCAUACGUCCACGUUGCUGAAGGCAUUCCUUCACUUAAAGCAGAUGGCACUCAAGCCGGGGUCUGGUCACCGAUCGCAUCGACUCUGAUCUGUGGACCAACAGAAGCGGUUCUGGUCGACACACCCAUCACAUUCGCGCAAAACGACGCCCUUGCCGACUGGAUUGAAGCUCAGCUUGAUUCUCGUGGUGCGGGAGUGCUGUCACCACGUUUGACGUACAUCUAUAUCACUCACGGACAUCCGGACCACUGGCUUGGAAUAGGAGCGUUGCAAAAGCGGUUUCCUGGACUAAAAGCUGUGGCUACUCGAGGAACUGUCGAACAGAUGAAGCACGACGGCCGAGGAGAUGCCUAUGCGCAGAAUUGGAUAACGCGGUUUCCCAAACAGGUUGACGAUGUUCCGGCGAUCGCGGAGGCUCUUCCCGAGACAAACCAGUUCUUCGUCGAUGGCAAUGUCUGUCGAGCAAUACCAGUCGGCCAUACCGAUGGACCCGAUUCCACCGUUUUAUGGGUACCCUCAAUCAAGCUAGUGGCCGGCGGCGAUGUGCUCUAUGGCGAUGUACAUCAGACGCUCCUAGCGGCGAACACCAAAGCUUUGCGAGAAGAAUGGAUACGUGCGCUUGAGACUGUCCAGGCAUUGCAGCCUGACAUCGUGGUUCCAGCACAUAAGAAAGUGCAUGAACUGACCGGUGCUUCCCACCUGGAGAACACGAAAAAAUAUCUGGAGGACGCCGGGGCUGUGAUUGAAACUGGUCAAGCUCACGAUCCAGCUACGUUUCAGAAGAUUAUGACUGAGAAGUAUCCAUCACGGAUUGGACAAUCGGCCUUGUUCAUUUCCUCGUUGUUCCAGAAGUAUGCUUGA